AUGGGUGGUACAGGGAAGUAUGUGAAUGCGAGAGGCUACGCCAUCGUCAAGACAUUUACAGGUGGCACCGGGAACACACAGCAGCCGCACCAGUUCACAAAUGGGCUAGAGACUGUUCUUGAGUGUACCAAAAACAAUAAAAUAACAAAAGGAGAGAAAAAGAAGGAAGACCAGCAUGGACAUUUAAACCUCGUGGUACCGAACCAACGGCUCCAAAACAAACAAAACAAAGGUUUCAAAUAA
Eruca vesicaria subsp. sativa (arugula) is the source of this 243-nucleotide messenger RNA. Lineage: Eukaryota; Viridiplantae; Streptophyta; Magnoliopsida; Brassicales; Brassicaceae. The record is from the annotation of a GenBank genome assembly.